AUGUUGAGUCCAAAUUGGAAAAGUUGGAAAAUCAACGAAACAAUGAAGAAGAGAGUGAAUGUAAGCAACAAAAAGACAAGGAAACUACAAUUCAUCGAAUUCAAAUCAGAGGGAAAAGAAGAUAUGAUCAUUAACUCAAUUCCUUACAAUCCAUUAUUGGACGACGUUAUUCAUGAUCCAAUUUUUCGAGAACGAACUUUUAAUUUUUCUGAAUACUCUGCUCGAACUAUUCUAUUCAUGGAAUGGAAUCAACAUAAACAUAAAUACGCGGAAAACGAAACAUUUCAAAUGGUAGAAUACAAGAUGAGAACAUUCGUUUCAUUUUAUGUUUUCCUCCCAAAAAUUCGAUUCGGUUUGCAAAAUGCUUUGAAGAAUCUUGGAGACGGGCAACAACUUUAUCAUUUGAUUAACACUGCCAAGGAGAAAUAUGUUGAUAUUCGUGUUCCUCGAUUUAAAAUUGAUACAGAAGCCGACUUGGGAAGCUUUAUAAAUUCAAUCGGGAUCGAGAAAGAUUUAUAUCAGGAUGUAUCAAAAACAGUAUUCAGAAAAACCGUACGUUUUGUGCACAAAGCUCAAUUUGAGCUAGACGUUCAAAGAUACGAAAAAUUUGAGGAUGGUUCCAAUAGAGACUGCAAUGGGGUAGUGGAUCUUGGAUUUAAAGAUACUCAUGUUGUGUUUUUUGGUUGUUAUCAAUGA
Caenorhabditis remanei is the source of this 696-nucleotide messenger RNA. RefSeq lists its product as uncharacterized. NCBI's taxonomy places the organism in Eukaryota, Metazoa, Nematoda, Chromadorea, Rhabditida, Rhabditidae. The record is from RefSeq and is a predicted model, not a curated record. Bases 1 to 696 code for a protein of 231 amino acids. The transcript is spliced from 4 exons.